This is a messenger RNA of Onthophagus taurus, 1866 nucleotides long. RefSeq lists its product as uncharacterized. Lineage: Eukaryota; Metazoa; Arthropoda; Insecta; Coleoptera; Scarabaeidae. The record is from RefSeq and is a predicted model, not a curated record.
AGAUUAGAUUAGAUAAUAAAUACACCAAAUAAUGAUUCAGUUACUACUAAGAUGCUUAAAAUAACACUAAUCGUUUUAUUAAUAAAAAUCGUCCACGGAGAUGAUGGUUUUUGCGAGUGUUCAUGUGAAGGCACAAAACAAGAUAUUGGAUUACCAAUCUGCGAUCAAAUAACAGGAAAAUGUGAUUGUAAACCUGGAUUUAGUGGAAAAGAUUGCGGUACUUGUAUUGAUUCAAUACCUUCAAGAAGUACGUGUAAAACAUGCGAUUGCCCAGAUCGAAAUAAUAAAUGUUUGGAUCAAACUAAUUUUAACGACUUUCUUAAAAAAUUUCAAAUAUUAAAAGAUACAAUUUUUACCGAACUCAACCCAGAAAUAAGUGAUGGAAAACUUGUAGAUUUAAAAAAGAAAAUUGAUCAGUUAUAUAACGAUUUAAAAGAUGUUCCAAAAUUGGAUUUGAUGCCUUUAAAAAAUUUAAUGAAUGAUGCUGAUGAUGUAAUUAAAAAAAUUCAAGAUAUUUUAAAUAAAUAUAAAAACGAAGAUUUAUUAAAAGAUGAUUUAAAGAAAUUAAAUGAUACCUUAGGUGUUAUCGAUGAUCUUGAAAAAGCACUGGAACAUUUAGAUGAUUACAAAUUAAUCGAUAAAUUGGUUAAAGAAGCUAAUGAUAUAUCUAAAAAUGUUGAAAAUGUCUUAGAUCAACAUGAAGAAUGUUUAGAUGUAGUAGACCAAUUUUGUAAUGGAAAAAAUACAAGUCAAAAUUUAAAAGAUGUAAUACAAGAAGCGCAAAAUGUUGACGUUAAUGAAUAUUUUAAGAGUGCAAAUAAAAGAAUAGAAGAUGUGAAGGCCACAACUAAAAUUAAUGAAAUGAACCAGAAAGACUUGGACGAAUUUGAAAUUCCAAGUCUCCCCAAAUUUGAUGAAAAAACUUUAAAAGAUAAUCAUAAGAAAUUAGAAGACAUCAACGAUCGAAUAAACCACACAGAAAAUGUAAUAAAAAGCGCCGCUGACGUACUGGGUGAUGUGAAAAAGAAAAAACAUGAAUCUAAUAUAGAAAAAGCAAGGGCUUUUAAUACUAUUUUGAUGGCCCCACGUUCAGAAAUUCAAGAUAUAAUCGAUGACAUAACAGCAACAAUUAAAAAUUCAACCGCAUUAAUCAACGAACUCAACACAAACAAAACCAAAAUCGAAGAAGAAAUGGAAAAAAUUUUAUUAAAUAUAAAAGAAAAAGAUGAUGAACUAAAAAAAUUCAAAGAACGAAUGAAUAAAUUAGAAUCUGAUCUAGCUUUGAUUGUUCCAGAAUCCGAUGUCGUAAACGGGCAUCUAAACAUGAUAGAAAAAAUGAAAGAAAACUUGGUUAACCUGACGGCUGAGUACAAAAAGAAACGUGGAGAGUAUCAAGAAUUUGAUAGGAUGCUGGACGACGAAACCAUAAAAUUUGACGCUCUAAUUACUGAGAACAUCGAAUGUUUAAAAGAAGAGACGAAACAGGUUAAUGAAAAAAUUAACGCUAAUGAAGAACUUUUAGAUAUUUUAGAAAAGGAUUUAGAUAAUGUUGUGGAAUUAGUUGAGAAGGUUGAUGCUGUCCUUGAAGAUUAUAAUGUUUUUAUGGAGAUUAAGAAAUCGUUAGAUGGAAUACGUAAAGAUGAAAUUGAGGGGAGAUUGCUUUGUAAAAAAUUUACUUUAACAUAAAAAAUAUUUGGUUUACAUCAUAUUAUGUUUAUAUCAGUUUUUUUUGAGUAAAAGUUACUUAUUUAUCAUUAAACAGGCCUAUAUUACUUGUUAUAACUGAUUACUUGCAAUACUUGUUUUGCAACUUUUGUUGCAAUAAAAAUGUAAAUUUUGAGAACAUUGAGCUAGAACACGAUCUAA